Molecule: messenger RNA, 1995 nt
Organism: Kwoniella mangroviensis CBS 8507
Lineage: Eukaryota; Fungi; Basidiomycota; Tremellomycetes; Tremellales; Cryptococcaceae
Exons: 12
Coding region: 1-1995 (664 amino acids)
Cellular component (GO): nucleus
Source: RefSeq, a predicted model, not a curated record
AUGUCACGUACUUCGAACAGAUCUCGACUCAGGAUCAUUUCCGAUUCAGAAUCGGACGAUGAGGUAAAGCUUGUAGAAAUAAAGCAAACGUCGUUGAAGACGAAAAAGGAUCAGAGCGUAUCUCCUUCCUGCUCACCCGGCCCUUCCAUACCCCAGAUGACAUUUGGUAAAAUCCCAUUAACACCUAGGAAGGAAACCAACUUCGCCCCUUCUCCAUUGAAAAGAGUGGAAUUCUCCUCUCUUAAAGUCAAAACUCCGGGAAAGAAGUUGAAAGGGUUGAGGUUUAUUGAUACGCCUGCUAAAAUCUACGAAGAGGAGAAUGUUGCCGCCGAGAUUGUGGAUGAUGGGGUAGACGACGCUCAGAUAGGUCAUGAAGAGCAAGAGGAACAGGAGCAGGUCGACUUGAUGGAAUCAUUGGAUCUAGGCAAUCUGAGAUUGGAUGAUGACAUUGCUUCAGGUACCAAGGAAGUGAUUUGUGUAGACGUAGAGGAGGAAGAUGUCGAUGGAACAUCACAAUUCUCUCCUGGACCUUCAUCACCCUCAACCAAACCCCUCAAUAAUGAUCCAACUUCUCCCUCCCCUGCAGAGGCCCUCAGUCGUUCCCCUAAUCCCCGAUCAACCACUCCUAUAAUCGUCGAAUCCGAUUCUGACGAAUCAGUAAUAUGGAACCCCACUCCAAGACGUACACCAGGUAAACGCAGAGUGGUAGUGUCCGAGUCCGAGUCUGACUCUGAAGCUGAACCAUCCACUUACCAACGUGUCCUUCCCAAUUUUCCCUCUACUGCUCCCAGUCCUUCGUCAGUGCGCAAGACAAGAGGUAAACCUGCCGCAUUGAGGUUCAUAGAGGAACAAGCGUACGACAAGAACGACUCUGAGGAAGAGGUAUACGAAGAGGAGGAAGAUACUAUGGGAUCGUUGAGGGAUUUUAUUGUGGAUGAUGAUUAUGAUUCUGAGGAGGAGGAGACUUCAGCCAGUGACCAAGACGAAGAUGAUGACAAUGAGGAGGUAUAUCAGAGUGAAGAAGCGAUAAGAAGUGGGUCAGAGGAAGACAGCGAUAGUGAUGGAUUUGAGAUUCUCUCUCCACCACCGCCUGAAACCAAUAAGACGCCUAAUGAUAAGAGUGAUACACCUUUAUGGAUACCAGAUAUAAGUCAAUUGGUAAUUGCUUCUUCCGAUUCCGACUCCGAUUCUGAUCACCGUGAUUCAGAUGAUGGUAGGAAGAGUAAUAAGAAGAAAAAUAUCAUUUCUAAUAAAGGUAAAUCGGAUAAAUCAUUGUUUUCAAACAAAGCUUGGAUAGAAGAACGGACACGAAUAGCCAAUUCGAUAUUUAAAGAGUUAGAUGAGAAGGUCUUCGAAAAUAGAUUGGGUAUGAAAGGUGUUGGGGCCAGGGUAGAAUGGAAUAAUAGGCUGUUAACUACUGCUGGAGUGGCGAGGAUCAAACGAAUUACGAAGAAUGGGGAAAGUAAGAAGGAUCAUUGGAUUGAAUUGAGUGAGAAAGUAUUGACUGGUGAAAAACAAAUACUCAACACUGUAGCUCACGAGAUGUGUCACUUGGCUACAUGGGUGAUCAGUAACGAAUUUAAGAAUCCUCACGGGAGGAAAUUCAAAUCAUGGGGAAGGAAAGUCAUGCUUGCAAGGAAAGAUAUUCAAGUUACGACCACCCACGCUUAUCAGAUAGAAUAUAAAUAUCAAUGGAAAUGUUCCAGUGAUCGAUGUGGAAGAAUAUACAAACGACAUUCCAAAUCUAUCGAUACGACUAAACAUACUUGCGGAAUAUGUAAAGGUACACUCGUACCUCUCUUUGAAACAAAACAAAAAACUGCAUCUGCAUUCCAAGUGUACUUGAAAGCCAACAUGAAAUACGCCAAAUCAUCUAUGCCCGGUUCAUCCCAUGGUGAAGUUAUGCGAGCAUUGUCGAAAAGAUGGAACGAGCAUGGAGAGAAUGGGGAUCAUGAGGUAUUUUGGAAGAGUGCUGCGAUAGCAGCUAGAUCUUAG